CAUGGCUUGGUUCACGGUGGUCGAUCCUUGCAAGCAAUCUAGAGGCCAACCACUUCCCAACCGACGAGGCAAUUGCCGCGGAAUUUGUUCGAAAAUUCUCGUCUCUGGCCGUUCUCAUUUGCUGGGACGCCGCAAUUUCCGAUGCGUUGGCGUCCAGUCAGUUUGUGUCCUUUUAGGAUGUGUUCAAAUUCGAAAAUAAGCCGGAACGCUGUUCCUGCACGCUGCAUCAAGCCUGCAGGCCUGCAUAUGCGGUGCGUUACUGCAGCCUGGUGGAGCAGUGGAGGAAGCAUUAGAUCACUGCGAUGUCAGAUGGCCAAGGAUCAUCUUUACCUGCGGCGUACUACGUUGUGGUUCUCACGUGCUUGGAGAUUCCUGCAUGUGUCCAGAGUGUUGAGACAGGAUCUGAAGCGGGAGGUUCGGGGCGGCUCCGGUCUACAUAUCUGGUUGAUGGUUGAUUUGGUUCAUGUUUUGUUCAUGGCACUUCUAGUCGAGCGUUGAUCUUUCGGACCUCAGAAUCGAAGGCUGCAAGAUCCCGGGAUGACCUGGCACCUCACCGUCGACAGGUGGGUAGAGGGAGCCG
This is a messenger RNA of Eremomyces bilateralis CBS 781.70, 580 nucleotides long. RefSeq lists its product as uncharacterized. The record is from RefSeq and is a predicted model, not a curated record. The transcript has a single exon. Bases 142 to 498 code for a protein of 118 amino acids. Lineage: Eukaryota; Fungi; Ascomycota; Dothideomycetes; Eremomycetales; Eremomycetaceae.